AUGGCCGCUUCAGCACCUCAAUUGUCUGAUGGAAAUCCUCAAGGGUACAUCUCUAUUUCUGACAUUGAUGAGCUCCAGAUCUAUGAAGAUGGGACUUUGGAAGCUGUCUUGUCGGCCUAUUCAAUAUCGAUAAAGCUAGAGUACAAAUUCUUACACACUGCUGCUGCACCCUAUCUGGUGGGAAAGCCGGCCACCAGUAGAGAGCACUUGAAGGUGCUAUGGCACAUUCCAACAUUUAAUGAUCUGGAAAUGCUGCCAGGGGUAACUGCAUUCAUGCUCGAGAGUCUCAUGUGGAGACCUCUUGGAGGCAUUGCGCAUUGGGCGACUAAGGCCAUCAUUCUGGUAGGACCAUUGGGCUAUCGCAAACAAUACUAA
Suillus plorans is the source of this 375-nucleotide messenger RNA. RefSeq lists its product as uncharacterized. The record is from RefSeq and is a predicted model, not a curated record. NCBI's taxonomy places the organism in Eukaryota, Fungi, Basidiomycota, Agaricomycetes, Boletales, Suillaceae. The transcript is spliced from 7 exons. The coding region runs from base 1 to 375 and encodes 124 amino acids.